Molecule: messenger RNA, 1202 nt
Organism: Ctenocephalides felis (cat flea)
Lineage: Eukaryota; Metazoa; Arthropoda; Insecta; Siphonaptera; Pulicidae
Gene: mdlc
Product: RING finger protein 113A
Exons: 1
Coding region: 95-1039 (314 amino acids)
Biological process (GO): snoRNA splicing
Cellular component (GO): U2-type spliceosomal complex
Molecular function (GO): metal ion binding
Source: RefSeq, a predicted model, not a curated record
GUAGAUUUUAUGUUAAAACAAAAAACAAAUAAUAUUAUAAAUAAUUUAUUUAGUUAAUUUUUCAUAUUGUAAAUUAUUAACAAUAAGUUAAAAGAUGUCUGAAGUUACGGGAUUUAAAAAGCGUGUAAUAAAACGAAAUCAAGGAACCAGGAGACGCAAAAGUAGCUCCUCUGAAGAAUCAUUAAGCGAUCAAGAUUCAGCUGUUAAAAAGAAUCCCGUGAAAAUCCGCAGACCAAAUCCAAAUGUACAAGAAACAAACAAAUUUAAAAGUGAACAGCGAACAGAACAAAAUUUAAGUACAAGUAGCGGCGAUGAAGAUUCUGUAGUAGUAACUUAUAAAUCUAAUAAAACAGCUCUUCCCAAUGGACCGUCUGAUCAAGGUGCCACAUCAACUUUGCAAAUUGAAACAGAACUUGAUAAAGAUGCACAAGCUAUUUAUGAAAAAAGUAUAGCUAUUAAUAACGAAUUAGCUGGCAAGGCUGAUGACAAAAUAUACCGAGGUUUAAAUAAUUAUGCACAAUAUUACAAGAAAAGAGACCGCGCUGCUGGCAAUGCAAGUUCUGGUAUGGUUCGCAAAGGACCAAUAAGAGCUCCUGCACAUUUAAGAGCAACUGUCCGAUGGGAUUAUCAGCCUGAUAUUUGUAAGGAUUACAAAGAGACAGGAUUUUGUGGCUUUGGAGAUAGUUGUAAAUUUUUGCAUGACAGAGGUGAUUAUAAACAUGGGUGGCAAUUAGAAUUAGAAACCGAAAAUGGAAACAAAAUUGAUGAAGAUGAUAGUAAAUGGGAAAUCCAUGACGAUGAAGAAGAUUUUCCAUUUAAAUGCUUUAUAUGUCGAGAGAGCUUUACAAACCCUGUAGUAACUAAGUGCAAGCAUUAUUUCUGUGAGAAAUGUGCACUGAACAAUUUUAAGAAAUCUACAAGAUGUUAUAUUUGUAACAUGCAAACAGAGGGAAUGUUCAACCCGGCACGUGAACUUAUAGCAAAACUCAAUGCACAGAAAAAUAACCAGGAAUCUGAUGUAGAUUCAGAUUCAAAUUAAUUGAUGUAAAGCUUCAAAGCCUUAUUAAACAGAAUUAACAAGUACAAAAAAUAAUAUUUUAUUACCUAGAUGAUUAAUAAAUGUUUCAUUAUAGGAUCCAUAGAUAGGAUCAAUAAAUUUACUAUUAUAUAAUACAUUAUUAAAAUCUAUGGGCAUUAGGUUA